AUCGUGGACAGGCCGCUGCAGGUUUUCCAUGUGGACGUGGAAGUGAAGGACAUCAACGACAACCCGCCCAGGUUCUCCGUAACAGAACAAAAGCUCUCGAUACCUGAAUCCAGACUGCUUGACUCUCGAUUUCCACUAGAAGGCGCAUCUGAUGCGGAUGUUGGAGAGAACGCAUUGCUUACUUACGAACUCAGUCCAAAUGAGUAUUUUGUUCUUGAUACUAUAAACAAAAAAGACAAAGACAAAUUCCCAGUGCUUGUUCUGCGGAAGCUGUUGGAUCGUGAAGAAAAUCCUCAGCUAAGGUUGUUAUUGACAGCAACUGAUGGAGGCAAACCUGAAUUUACCGGAUCUGUUUCUUUGCUGAUCCUGGUGUUAGAUGCCAAUGAUAACGCCCCUAUCUUUGACAGACCGGUUUAUGAAGUUAAGAUGUAUGAAAAUCAAGUGAACCAAACAUUAGUUAUAUGGCUCAACGCUUCUGAUUCGGAUGAAGGAAUAAACAAGGAAAUGAUGUAUUCAUUUAGCACUUUGGUCCCACCCACGAUAAGAAGGAAGUUUUGGAUAAACGAAAGGACGGGAGAAAUAAAAGUAAAUGAUGCUAUUGACUUUGAGGACAGUAACACUUAUGAAAUUCAUGUAGAUGUUACAGAUAAGGGAAACCCACCUAUGGUUGGUCACUGCACAGUCCUAGUGGAACUACUGGAUGAAAAUGAUAAUUCACCUGAGGUGAUUGUCACUUCUCUGUCUCUCCCAGUGAAAGAAGAUGCUCAAGUGGGCGCCGUCAUUGCCCUGAUCAGCGUUUCUGACCAUGAUUCAGGAGCCAACGGACAGGUCACCUGCUCUCUGACGCCCCAUGUCCCCUUCAAGCUGGUGUCCACCUACAAAAAUUACUACUCGUUGGUGCUGGACAGCGCCCUGGACCGCGAGAGAGUGUCGGCCUAUGAGCUGGUGGUGACCGCGCGGGACGGGGGCUCGCCUUCGCUGUGGGCCACGGCCAGCGUGUCUGUGGAGGUGGCCGACGUGAACGACAACGCGCCGACGUUCACGCAGUCCAAGUACACGGUGUUUGUGAAGGAGAACAACCCGCCGGGCUGCCAUAUCUUCACGGUGUCUGCGCAGGACGCGGACGCGCAGGAGAACGCGCUGGUGUCCUACUCGCUGGUGGAGCGGCGGGUGGGCGAGCGCGCGCUGUCGAGCUACGUGUCGGUGCACGCGGAGAGCGGCAAAGUGUACGCGCUGCAACCGCUGGACCACGAGGAGCUGGAGCUGCUGCAGUUCCAGGUGAGCGCGCGUGACGCUGGCGUGCCGCCUCUGGGCAGCAACGUGACGCUGCAGGUGUUCGUGCUGGACGAGAACGACAACGCUCCCGCGCUGCUGGCGUCUCCCGCUGGCAGCGCGGGAGGUGCAGUCAGUGAGCUGGUGCUAAGGUCUGUGGGUGCGGGUCACAUAGUAGCGAAAGUGCGCGCAGUGGACGCUGACUCGGGAUACAACGCGUGGCUGUCGUAUGAAUUGCAGUUGGCGGCGGUUGACACACGCAUCCCGUUCCGCGUGGGGCUGUACACGGGCGAGAUCAGUACGACGCGCACUCUAGAUGAGGAUGACUUGCCACGCCAGCGCCUAUUGGUGCUGGUAAAGGACCACGGCGAACCGGCGCUGACGGCCACGGCCACUGUGCUUGUGUCGCUUGUGGAGGGUAGCCAGGCACCCAAGGCCUCGUCGCGGGCUUCAGCGGGCCUAGCGCCCGAGGUGGCCCUGGUGGACGUCAACGUGUACCUGAUCAUUGCCAUCUGCGCGGUGUCCAGCUUGCUGGUGCUCACGCUGCUGCUGUACACUGCACUGCGGUGCUCGGCGGAGCCCACCGAGAGCGCAUGUGGGCAGGUGAAGCCCACACUGAUGUGCUCUAGCGCAGUGGGGAGCUGGCCUUACUCGCAGCAGAGGCAGCAGAGGUGUGUUCUGGGGAGGGCCCGCCCCCGCCCCCGCCCCCGCCCCCGCCCAAGACAGACCUCAUGGCCUUCAGCCCCAGCCUUCCACCGUGCCCAGUGGUAG
Piliocolobus tephrosceles (Ugandan red Colobus) is the source of this 2043-nucleotide messenger RNA. Its product is annotated as protocadherin alpha-10-like. NCBI's taxonomy places the organism in Eukaryota, Metazoa, Chordata, Mammalia, Primates, Cercopithecidae. Gene Ontology annotation, molecular function: calcium ion binding. Gene Ontology annotation, biological process: homophilic cell-cell adhesion. The record is from RefSeq and is a predicted model, not a curated record. Gene Ontology annotation, cellular component: plasma membrane.